AUCAGCUGUUCAUCAGUGAGCCCGUGGAUGCCGAAGAAGGCGGAUGUGUGAGGGGAAGGCUGUCAUACUCUGCCCUCUGACCUAACCUGCCCGACUACUCCAGCCCUCCCGUGACCUGACCUGACCUCUGCGAUGCCCCGAGGUAGCCCAAGGAGAGAGGAAGAAGCGGAGGUGUUUGAUGUGGAGAAUGGAAGACAAGAAGAUGAACGCCUCGGGAAAUUGGGAAUCCUAGCUCUGUGUCUCCUGGUCUGCAUAUCGCCCCUCGACGUCUUCCUCUCGUGCCUCGCCUUCAUCGCCAUCCCCAGCCUCUCCAUCGCCUUCAUCACAAUCGGCUUCGUCUACCUCCAGGACUGCGAACUUGAGCCGAUGAUCCCCAUGUGGCUGGUCAUUCAGGGGCUUCUAAUCCUCUUCGGGUUUGUCGUGGAAAAGUCAUCGAGGUGUUUCCAAGCGAAGAAACCACCGUCUGCCUCCUCCUCCUCCUCCUCCUCCUCCUCCUUCUGCACCUCCUUCGCCUCCUCCUCCCCUCCCGUGCGAGUCCUCAGCAUCAUCCUCACUCUGGUCUCCAUCGCCUGGCUGACUGCAGGCAAUCUUUGGGUGUUCGGUGCGUUCCGCCAGAAAGUCAUUGCCAGCGAUGGGGAGGAGGAGAGCUGUGACCCCGUCGUCUACAUCAUCUCCUACAUCACCGUGCUCGCCUCGGACGUGGCCUUCGCCCUCUUCCCCCUGUUACUACUCGUCCCUCUGCUGUGCUCCCGCCUCUGCUGAACAACGCGGCGGUAGGUUACUAGGGGAGGGAGCAGAGAGGAGCUAGCUGACCUAUCCCAUGACGAGCGCUCCCUGUCACGAUCUGUCUGUCUGAAGUCUAUGGAAAAGAGGAUUAGGAGGAACUUAAGAAGGAAUUGAAAUCUAUGGAGAAGAAGAGGCUUAGGAGGUGAUUAAGAAGGAGUUGAAACCUAUUGAGAAGGACAAGAGGAUUAGUUCUCUCUCAUUCAAGAACUGUUGUCUGUUAGUUAUGUUAAGAGGGUUUCAGCUCAGUCGAUCGAUCAAAGAGGGCAGGAUCGAUUUGCUUUAGCCACGAACUCAGUGAGCGUCCCCUUGUAUAGCUGAAGGCGGGUAUGCUUUAUUUUGGAGGUAUGGGAAAGGAAGAGGGAAGGAAGGAAGGAAGGAGGGGAGGG
Molecule: messenger RNA, 1172 nt
Organism: Eriocheir sinensis (Chinese mitten crab)
Lineage: Eukaryota; Metazoa; Arthropoda; Malacostraca; Decapoda; Varunidae
Exons: 5
Coding region: 133-762 (209 amino acids)
Source: RefSeq, a predicted model, not a curated record